GAAACAAAAAACGGGGAUCUUGAUGUUGAACAUGGGGGGCCCAGAGACUCUGGGAGAAGUCCACGAUUUCCUCCUUCGGCUGUUUCUCGACAGGGACCUCAUGACGCUUCCAGUCCAAAAUAAGCUUGGACCCUUCAUUGCGAAGCGGCGCACUCCGAAAAUCCAGGAACAAUACAGUCAAAUUGGGGGAGGAUCGCCUAUCAAGAAGUGGACGGAGACGCAAGGAGAGGCCAUGGUGAAACUGCUGGAUGAAAUGGCUCCUCACUCUGCUCCUCACAAGUACUAUAUCGGUUUCCGUUACGUCCACCCUCUGACAGAAGAAGCGAUUGAGCGGAUGGAGGAAGAGGGCAUCGAGAGGGCCAUUGCUUUCACCCAGUAUCCACAGUUCAGCUGCUCGACCACAGGCAGCAGUUUAAAUGCCAUCUACCGCCACUAUAACGCCAAAGGGACUAAGCCAAAGAUGAAGUGGAGCACGAUUGACCGGUGGCCAACGCAUCCCCUUCUCAUCCAGUGUUUUUCAGACCACAUCCAGAAGGAGCUGGACUUAUUCCCACCCGACAAGAGGAAAGAUGUCGUUAUACUUUUCUCGGCGCACUCCCUACCCUUGUCUGUAGUUAAUCGAGGCGAUCCCUACCCCCAAGAGGUGGGAGCUACUGUCCAGAGGGUCAUGGAGAAGCUCCGCUAUUCCAAUCCUUACAGACUCGUGUGGCAGUCCAAGGUGGGUCCCAUGCCCUGGCUUGGUCCUCAGACGGACGAGGCCAUCAAAGGACUCUGCCAAAGGGGAAAGAGGAACAUUUUGUUGGUUCCGAUAGCGUUUACCAGUGACCACAUCGAAACGCUCUACGAACUGGACAUCGAGUACUCGCAGAAGCUAGCCCAUGAGUGUGGUGUUGAAAACAUCAGGCGAGCAGAAUCUCUGAAUGGGAAUCCACUCUUUGCCAAGGCACUAGCAGACUUAGUCCAUUCCCAUCUGCAGUCGAAUGAAAUUUGUUCCAAGCAGUUCACCCUCAGCUGCCCGCUCUGUGUGAAUCCCAUCUGCCGAGAGACGAAAUCGUUCUUUACCAGUCAAGAGCAAUGACGUGCGCUUAUGGAGAGGACACCUUUGGGAUGAAGAAGCUCUGAGG
Messenger RNA from Euleptes europaea (tarantolino), 1124 nucleotides. It is a transcript of the gene FECH, whose product is annotated as ferrochelatase. The record is from RefSeq and is a predicted model, not a curated record. The coding region runs from base 23 to 1078 and encodes 351 amino acids. Lineage: Eukaryota; Metazoa; Chordata; Lepidosauria; Squamata; Sphaerodactylidae. Gene Ontology annotation, biological process: heme biosynthetic process. Gene Ontology annotation, molecular function: protoporphyrin ferrochelatase activity. The transcript has 9 exons.